Conger conger (European conger) is the source of this 4206-nucleotide messenger RNA. RefSeq lists its product as uncharacterized. The transcript has 11 exons. The record is from RefSeq and is a predicted model, not a curated record. The coding region runs from base 19 to 1944 and encodes 641 amino acids. NCBI's taxonomy places the organism in Eukaryota, Metazoa, Chordata, Actinopteri, Anguilliformes, Congridae.
CAUUAACAGCAAGCAACAAUGUCAGCCUCCGUUUUGGCGUUUCAGACCCAACUCGCUUCUAUUAUGGACGUGUUAGUCCGAAACACUGUGUGCGAUGUAACUCGGCUGUAUGAGGACAGCCUCGUCAACUUUCAGUCUAUUAUAGCCCAACGUGAGGAUGAAAACGCCAGCUUAAAAAUGAAACUGCAGCAAUCAGAGAAAGCUCUUGCGCUACAAUCACAGAGAGAGUCCAGGAAGAACGUUGCGGAAUCCCAGGAGAACUUUGUUCAUUCCGGCCCCCUCAUCAAACAAGAGGAUCCCGAUGCAGAGGUUAAGAUCGACAUGUUCUGUGCCGUUUGUGGGAAGGCUGCCGAAUCGGAGCCUCCUUUUUGCGAUGCGUGCCGGAAAACGGUGUCAUUCCCGUCUCAGUCCCCGGAAGGAAGCCCUGGUCAGGAAAGGUCGCAUCAGGAGGGACCAGUUGGAAAAAGUGUUGACUUCUCUGAGGAGUCAGACCUGAACAUGUUUGAUACAGAGGCUUUCACUGGACUGUUUGAUUCUAAGACUGAUUCAUGUUUCAGUGCCAAAGAUGUCAGUGGCGGAAGUGCACUCACCCCCAUAAGUCCCAUGGUGCCCAUGGUCAUCAAUUCCUACCCGGAGGUCCCAGUAAUGCCCUCGGUCAGCCAAAGUGGGCCAUCCCGAACCGGGAGGCGUUCAGCCAAAAGACCCCGGCCUGUUCCCGAAAUCGAGGACAUGGCUACAGAGGCCAGAGAGCUGGUCCGGGCCGUUCUUGCCCGGAGGCCCGAUGGCGAACGGGUGGUGAAGGAGUACCGCAUCAACGGGACCUUGACCGACACCACCAGGAGACACCUGAUCAACAUACUGGUGGCCCACAUGACCGAGACGCAGGGGAGAAUCCCACCCAAAAAUGUGCGAGAACUCUAUGCUUUGGGCAUUGUCACACUGUUUCCCUCUUUGAAAGAUCCCUUCUCCAAGAAAGGCUAUGAGCACUUCUACGACGGGCAGAACGGGACGGGGUACCUGGCCUGGCGUCUGAAGACGGUGCAGCGCAAGACCUUCCACAGGAGUGGGGGCGAGCAGAAGCCCAUCGUGAGCCGGGGCCCGAAUUUCGAGAGGCAGACGCAGCUGGGGGAGCAGCUGCAGGGCGAGGUGUGCAAGGAGGCCAUCUCGUACAUGGCCCAGUGCACCGACCAGGAGCAGGUGUUCCUGAAGAUGAGGGAGACCUUCCAGCACCGGCAGCAGCUGGUCCACGACCCGCAGAAGUGUGGCGCCGUCCUCGCCACCUUCCCCAGGUUCCUGGACACCAAGGGCCUGGUGAAUCAGGACUUCACCCUGUUGUUUGGGCUGGAGACCGCGUGCAAACUCCUGGAGAACUGGGACAGCAGCUUCAAGGCCAAGGUCAUGAGAGAAGCCAGGUGCCUCACGCAGUCCGCUGACCUCUGCAACCUGCUGAAGUGUGCAGAGUACGAGCCCGUCAGUGACCAGGACGUGCCUGAAGUCCUGGGCUGGGACAGUGACAUGGCUUCCGUUCUGCUCCUGGUUCACCUGUUGCCUCCGCCGCCCGGAGGUAGAAAAUCUGCCAAAAUUAGCGCUCGUGAAGCCGUUGACCGGGUUGUCCAGUUUUACAAGUCCAGGACGGAGUGGCAUCCAGGCGGUGUGGAGGGCCCGCGGCAGCCGUACUUGGUCGCGGUCGGGAGCCGGCGCGACCAGAUCGAGAGCUUCUUCCUGGCCCUGGACCGCCACCUCAUCCCCUGCCAGGCCAACUGCUCGCUGGGCGCCUUCGACGAGCUCUUCAAGGCCCACUUCGUGUUCGGCCUGUCGUACGACGAGGCCCUGAGCAGCGUCUACACCUUCCUGCAGACCACCGUCUACAACAUCGACGUGGGCAGCGUGAAGGAGAGCCCCAGGGUCAAAGAGCUGCGGGCCAGGAUGCUCAACAACUGCUGACUGCCACGCUCACGUCCCUCCCUCCGUGUAGAAAACGUCCUCUUCCGCCCCACUCCUUCUCGCGCCUUGCUGUAGUGUGGCAGGGGGGGUGGGUACGGCCCCAGUUCAGUGGUGCUGUUUUGAGACUAGAGGUGGUGUGGCGAGGUGUGGUUGGGGGGAGUGGGCUACCUCUUUCUUGGUUGCCAGAUGUUCACGCAGUUCCUUCAGCGAUGGGUACAGUGGUGGGCCAGAACACUAUAAGGAUGGAUCUCAUUCCCGAUUCCGGGGCAAAGCCAACACGGGUCACACAUUACAAGAAAGACUGUAAAUAUAGCAAGCGUCAAGGUUUGGCUAAUUAACUGUUAUGCACAUCGCAGCCUGGCGGUUUCAGAUUGAAACCGCUUGGAUUGUGAUUCCGGACGCUUAGGAUUUAAACCGAUGCGUCGUCGUUGAUUCAACAUGUCAUUGAAAAAGGUUUGAGGCUGACUCAUGAGCCUGGUAUGUUUUGCAGUUUUGGAGUGGCUUUGAGCUUUGGUGACUGCAUAUACAAGCGUAAACUUUACUAAUCCAAUAUCAAGACAUUGCAUAUUCAACAGAGCUGCAUACAGCCAUGUUGUUUCCUCAAGCCCCAUACAGUGAUAUUUGCAGAAACACCAGAAACAAGGCAACUCUACCGAGAGUCCUGAUUUUUUGAGUGUUUCUCACUCUGCAUUUAUGUGGUUGGAUAUACUGUAUUUAUUAAGAAAUAAACAUGGUGUGUGUACCAUCCUAAAAAUAGUCUGCCUCUUUGGCACUGAAAACAUUUCAGUUUUAUCAGAACUUUUCGCAGGAGCUGUACUCUAGACUGCUAGCGUGGAGGAAAUGAUUUGUACUGCUGGUCCAUUAUUUUUGCUGAAAUAUCUAAAAGAUGCAUCCGUAUAAAGAUGUAUAUAUUUUCGGUACAUUCAGUUUUUCUUUUUCUUCGAAAGACAGUGCUGCCAACACGCAUCUGGCUGAAUCAAAGUGAGAAAAAUACCCAGCUGUUCAUUGCUGUUAAAUGUUUUGGACUGAAAUCCACUGAAUGAAAAUGGCAGGAAUAUUAUACUCUUACAAAUAUUUCAUUUUCAUUGUAAUUUGAGGAUGCCAGAGAAACGAUUGAAAAUGUAUGAUAACGGUUAUCACUUUAAUAAUGAACUGUGUGUCAUGUUGUGUCUUUUCUAUCCCAUUGCUUUGUUUCAGGAACGUUGGCGUGUGUAUGCAUGUUAGGUAUUUCAGUGACGUGUGUUGACAUUGAAAGUAUUGAAUACGUGGACCAUUUAUGAUGUUUGUAUACAUACAUUUUGAUGCACAGGUAUAUGUGUAUUAGCCAUUUCACUCAAAUCAAAGCAAUGCAUUAUGUUUCAUUGCAGAUGGUCGCUACCAUACACGGCAGGAUUUUUCUUCAGUUUUGUUUCCAGUGACUUGGGGCAUGGUGUUGAAAUAGGUGGGAAUUAUGUCUUGGUCUGUUCUGUCUACUGUCGGAUGGCUCAGCAAAGCUUGAUUGACACCACCAUUUAUAUUUUUUGACAAACCCCAUGCUUUUUAUUUAUGUAUAUUCAGGUUUUGAAAAGCUCACCGGGUAACGUUGAUGUAGUGUCCUGUACAGUACACUACAUUUUGUUAGUUGUGCUGACGCACUGCAGCUCUUCUGAAAGAUCGUCUUAUUCUUUUACCAAUUUUUUUAUUAAAAUGUAGCCUAAUUUUUGUGGUCAGACAGUUAUUUUAUCUAUGGAGCCAGAAAAAACCAAGGAAAUGCCAUUUGGGUCCACUGUUGCCUGUUUGACCUGUCAUACAUCGCGAUACUUUAUUGUUCAGCACAAAACAGACUAAGGUUAUAUGGGAGGGUGAGUGUUUUGCUGAAACACAGUGGUGAAAUAUGUUAAUCAGAUUCAAUUUAAGAAUGGAACUGACCAUUAAUUGUGCCAUGUAAGAUCAAACAUUGUGUAUUGACAUAGAGAAUGAAGGUUGUUUUAUUUUAUCUAUAAUGUUUCGUUCAAGACGAUUACAUGCAACACGUAAUUCUCCCAGAAUUGAUUACUUCCCGGUGAGCAAAACUGAGCACAAAAAUUUGACUCACAAAAAAAAACUAGAAUCUGCUGAUUGCUCCAGAAUUGAAUAUGUACUCAUUCCCAGAGCAAAAAGUACACAAUUGAGCACCAAGGUUGUAAACCAUGUAAUUUAAAAUUAUAUUGGUUAGUAAAAUGUGUUGUUCAUUCCUACAUUAGCAGGUUAGCUACAUGUUUUAUAAUAAAAUGAUGAACUCCG